This is a messenger RNA of Theobroma cacao (cacao), 2243 nucleotides long. The record is from RefSeq and is a predicted model, not a curated record. Lineage: Eukaryota; Viridiplantae; Streptophyta; Magnoliopsida; Malvales; Malvaceae.
CAUGAGAAGCUGUAAUUGACUGGUAAUAUGGAAUUUCUAGGUAAUUGUUCAUGGCGAAUUGGAUUAUUAGCUGGAAUUCGUAGUAAUUGACAAUUUCAAAGUAUAUAAGAGGAUUAGAGCUGCGUAGUUCAAACUGUCAAGAUAUGCAUUAAAAGUUUCGGCGGCUAAGUUACGGAUAUUUCAUUCUUUAAUGAACUUAGAGUGAGCAAACUAAGCAUCUUUGUUUAUCUAAAAUGGAUAUUCUUGACGGAUGAAAGCUUUGCUGGAUCCUCUGUUUUAACUUCCUCCUCCCCAAUGAACAGUUGCGUAAAGCAUAUUACAGAAUAUUACCCCCAUUAUUAGUUUCUUUGGUGGUUUGCUUUUCGUCUUUCCCUGGCACCAGAUCGGCUUUCGUCCCCUUGCAAUUGGCCAGUCUCAAAAUAUAUUUCUGAUGGUUCAUUUUCUAGUUGGAACUAUUACCUGUAAAUUGUGAUAUUAUGGAAAGUAGCGGCUGAUCAGCAGCUGGCACUAACAGUGUGACACCGUCCUAUUCUUUCUCUAUAUAAUUGGUUAAACGGUUCCUUCUAGUGGAAAGCAUUAUCAUUUCAUGUAAAUUCUCCAGAUUCAAGACAUGGAUAUCGUUAUCUCGCGUGAAUCUGAUCAUAAUCUUCUGACAAGUUCAUCUGAAAACCACGAGGCAGCAAUCCUGAAAGAAAGGCAAUCUCUGAAACCAACAUUUUUUGCUUGCAUUGGUGCCCAUGAGUUUUCCUCACCAGAGGUAUUAAUCUUCCUCGAUUAAAUGAUUUAUUCUGCUCGAUUCAUUGUGAGAAGAAAAGGGCUCUAAUUUUGUCCUGAUUAAUUCUUUUAGAUGUGGAAGGCAGCACUGACAGAGUUGGUGGCGACUGCUUCACUAAUGUUCACAUUAACCACAUCCAUUGUCUCCUGCUUGGACUCGCACGAGACUGAUCCCAAGCUUCUUGUCCCAUUUGCAGUCUUUAUUAUUGCCUUUCUCUUUCUCAUGGUGACAGUUCCUCUUUCAGGUGGGCACAUGAGCCCAGUUUUCACAUUCAUUGCUGCCCUCAAGGGCAUCAUUACUCUGGCACGAGCGUCCAUCUAUAUCUUGGCGCAGUGUGUAGGCUCACUAACCGGAUUUCUCAUACUCAACAGUGUGAUGGACCAUGAUGCAGCAAAAAGGUAUUCCCUGGGAGGCUGUACCAUUAAUGGAAAUGGGUCAACGUCCGGAAUAAGUCCUGGAACUGCACUAAUUUUAGAAUUUUGCUGUACUUUUUUGGUGCUCCUUGUUGGUGUAACAAUAGCAUUUGACAAGAGAAGAAGCAAAGAACUAGGCUUGCCAAUGGUUUGUGCUGUGGUGGCAGGGGCCAUGGCAGUGGCAGUUUUUGUGUCCAUUAGUGUGACUGGGCGGGCUGGCUACGCCGGGGUGGGGCUUAAUCCUUCAAGGUGCUUAGGCCCGGCGUUAUUGCUUGGAGGUCAGUUAUGGGAUGGGCAUUGGGUGUUUUGGGUUGGACCUUGUUUUGCUUGCAUCAUUUAUUAUUGUUUCACCAAGGGCUUACCGAAAGAAGGCUUGGUUUGGGAAGAUGGAGAGCGUGACGUUGUGAAUUUGGCCGCACCUGCACUUUGUUGUUGGGAUCCUACAACUCAAGUCAAUGGGAAGGGUUUGUGAAUUUUGACACUGAUGGAGGUUUAAGUUCAUGUUAAGUUCAUGCACGAUUCAAUAACUGGUGAGUGGCUUUCUCUCUUUCCAGUUGAAAGCAGAGAAUAUAACUUAAAGGACACUCGGAUCAGUUGAAAGCAAACAAAUAACGUAGAUUAUUUCAAACCGGACUAUACAAAUUAAUGGAUUAGCACUGAGACUUAUUGGGUGCUAGGAUAAUUUCUGGGUCGAUAAUCUGUUCACCCAAAUAAACAGCUUGUUGACAGAGCAAACCAAUCUCCUUGUUAUGUCCUCCAUUCACACGCUCUCCCUUGGUUUGUUCAAGCCUUUAACAUCUAUCUCAUCUUUUAGAAACACAGGCCCAACUCUUCUUUAAGGUGAACUUGAGAUUCUUUCAAGUUUAAAUUGAAGAUUCGAUACUGAAAUGCUUAUUAAGAGAUCAAGGUAUAUAAGCCGCUUAAUCAUUUGAAUUGACUAAAAGAGUUUACUUUGGGUUUGCUUUCGGGCUUAAUAGACAGCAACAAUUCUUCCCUCCAUCUAGUCCUGUGUUUGCAAGCUAAUAGCGUGUGUGUAUAUAUAUAUAUAUAUAUAU